AUGGCUUCAGAGUGGGACUCUGAAGAUAGUGACUCGCCAAUUUUGGCAAGUUAUUAUUCGCCAGAACGACAAGCUGACACCAAACUGGCAUAUUUCGAGACCAUGAACGAAGGACCACUUUGGGGUGUAUCACUCUCUGACAAACUGGAAACGCCCAAACCAACGGCUCGUCGAUUACAAUCUUCAAAUGGGUUUGAGAAAUGUUUUAAGUCACCGUUCGACUUGUAUUUCAGCACGAAGGAUAUGUGCUGCAUUCCAAUGGAUUGUGACGAACUCUCAACAGUCAUAUCAGUUCAAAAUAUAGCUAAUAUUCCUUUUAUCUCUAUAUCACCGAAUAUAUCCGCUGCGGCCAGAAAAAAGUUUCACUCGGGAGCUGAUGGUACCAUAAUUGGAACUGUUAGCAAAGCAGACCGGGCCUUGAAAAAUGAAACUAUGAAGAUCAAGAAGGUGCUGGCAUACCCUUUCUCUCCGCACGUUGCGAAGGAGUCGAUAUCCAAAUGUAAGCACUCAAGAUUCCAUACGAAAAUACCUGCAAAGGCCCGUAUGGGUAGAAUCCAUAUGACUGUGUAUGGAAAUGCAAUCUGGCAGAUUCUGGCCGAAUUGUGGCUGGUGGCAUCCGCAUCGAGAUAA
Messenger RNA from Sphaeroforma arctica JP610, 630 nucleotides. RefSeq lists its product as hypothetical. The transcript has 2 exons. The record is from RefSeq and is a predicted model, not a curated record. Bases 1 to 630 code for a protein of 209 amino acids. NCBI's taxonomy places the organism in Eukaryota, Ichthyosporea, Ichthyophonida.